Molecule: messenger RNA, 2516 nt
Organism: Athene cunicularia (burrowing owl)
Lineage: Eukaryota; Metazoa; Chordata; Aves; Strigiformes; Strigidae
Gene: NANP
Product: N-acetylneuraminic acid phosphatase
Exons: 1
Coding region: 33-752 (239 amino acids)
Molecular function (GO): hydrolase activity
Source: RefSeq, a predicted model, not a curated record
GCGGCGCCCGGCCCGGCGCGUGUAGCGCACUGAUGGGGGCCCCUUGUCUGCUGCAGGUGAUGAGCGCCCUGCGGUCGAAGCACCACUGCGGCGAGGAAGAAGCCCGUGUCAUCUGCGAGAAGGUCCAGGACAAGCUGCUCAAGGAGUGCCACGAUCCCGCCAAGAUGUGCAUCACCGACCUGCGGAUUUCCCACUGGGAGGAGGCGAUCCAGGAGACCAUCGGGGGGGAGGUGAACCGCAACCUGGCCGCCGAGUGCUAUUUCCUGUGGAAAACGACUCGCCUCCGGCACCUCACUCUGUCUCAGGACACGCGGGACAUGCUCACCGAGAUGCGGAAAGGGGUCCGCCUGCUGCUCCUAACUAACGGCGACAGGCAGACGCAGCGGGAGAAGAUCGAAGCGUGCGCCUGUCAGCCCUACUUCGACGCCAUCGUCGUGGGAGGAGAGCAGAAGGAAGAGAAACCGGCGCCAUCCAUAUUUCAUUACUGCUGCGAUCUCCUGGGGGUGCAGCCCACAGAGUGUGUUAUGGUUGGUGACUCUCUAGAUACAGAUAUUCAAGGAGGCCUGAAUGCUGGCUUGAAAGCAACUGUCUGGUUAAACAAAGCGAUGACUACCCCAGUAGACACCUCCCCAGUACCUCAUUAUAUUAUUUCUUCUGUUCUGGAUCUUCCAGCAGUGUUACAGAAGAUGGAGCACAAAAUUAAUGCUAAGUUAGGAACUGACCGUACGGCUGAUAGCAAUGAAACACACUGAUGGUUCCAGCAUACAGUCAGGGACGUGCUGGGAUGUUAGGUGACUCAAGCUUUUUUAGAAAAUUCAACCCUAGGAUUUUGAGCUCAUGGAUGGUGUGCUUUCUUAAACAGCAGGUGGUUGAGUAAGAGCACAGUUGUCAGUGAAAAGAGGAUAGAAACAAAGAGCUAGAUUACCUUAAAAGAUGCAAGUGCAGUUAAUUUAAAAUAGCUGCCUCUAUCUGGAAAUCAUUUUGACAAACUGUGUCUAGCUGUCUCUGACCUAAGGUGCCAGUCUCUUUAUAGUGCAAAAGAAAAUGUGAAUGUUUUGAUCUUUCACAUGCUUUGCUGACUUGUAAAUUUAGCAGAAACUUCAGUUCAGACCUUGUUUGCAGUGUGUAAAAGAAGGUGAGAAAGAGUGUGGUACAAUCUGGUAAACCACAAUUGAUCUGCAGUUUAUCUCGGGAACUGGAGUGAAUUUAUUGACAGAAUUUAUUAUGUAUCAGACCAUUAGAAAAUGUUCUACCUUUUGAUCUGUUUUCAAGUUUUAUAAUUUUUUUCAGACUUUGCAGUGAAUCUUCUUUUAUAGAAUCUGUACCUCUUGCCAAAAGUACUUAAAUGUGCAUUAAAAAUUUGCAUUUGUGUAGGGGACCAUUUAUCAGAGGACUUGAUGGAUAAGUUUUUUACUUUAUAUUAUCUUGGUGCUUAUGCAGAUACGUAAUAUACUUGUAAUUCAGAUUGUGAUUUUUGUUGGAAUGUAAUAGAUAAAACAGGGAUAUUUUCAAUGGCCUUACUGUACUGUCAGACUCUUUCAAAGCUAAUAUUAUUGUUCUGUCUGAUUUUGUUCGUGAAUUUUGAUCAGACUUUUUGGAGAAACUUCAUGGUCUUGCUCAGGUUUAUGACUACUCAGAUGCUGCUGCAGGAUCGGUGCUUUUUUUUUGACCGUUUUAAUGUCACUGCUAUGCUAUCCCUCCUUACUCCAGUUUCUACAUGUAUUUUGUGUGAUUUACUCUGGAGAAAAUAUGAGCUAGUUGUUUGUAAAUGGCUUUCAUGACUCUCUUGAGGAAAUUGGAAAAUUAUGUCAUAUGCAUUAUAGCACUGUGUACAACUUUAUAAUGCGUAUGUGCUAUUUCCACUAGAUGCAGGAGCUGACUCUCUAAAACACUAAGAUUUCUUAUUUCCCAGAUCAUUAUCUUAAUAAUUUAUUUUUUCUGUACUUUAUAUUCUUACUAUAAAAUGGGAAAGUAGUCACAUAUUAGAUGGAAACAUAAACACUUGUUGGAAGACCUGUGCUUUUCAAAAUCUGUUUGCUAUAUAUACAUUGGGUGGAAUAUCUGACCAUAUGUGAACAAUCGUGUAUUUUGGAAUAAAUCCAUGACAAAUCUUUUGAGAACAGGGAUAUUGAUGUACUGGCAGAAUAGUGUCUGGCACGUGGGCAGCAAUAAAGAUCAGCAAAAAGUACAGAAACCUACCAGGAUAUGGGUGUAUAGAAGGAAUCCUGUAUACAAGAAAGGUUCCUUUGUUUAACUUGACGUUAAGUUAAUGUAAAGUCCUGCAUAGGAUGGCAGAUUCGGUUUAGAGGUGGCUGUUACUGAUGGGAGUUAAAUCAUUGGCAAAGAGUUUUUAGGCUGCAUCAAAAUAUGUUGCUCCAACAUUGAUGGGAGAAAAACAAACAAAAAAAAGGAAAUGCUCAUUAAAAUUCAUUCAGUUGUCCCUUAAAAAAAUUAAAGCAGUCCAAGUUCCUCAUGUUAUCUAGCCAAGACCUCUGAGACAUCAGGAUCAAUGAAGA